Messenger RNA from Vombatus ursinus (common wombat), 1299 nucleotides. RefSeq names its product motilin receptor (gene MLNR). The record is from RefSeq and is a predicted model, not a curated record. Gene Ontology annotation, molecular function: G protein-coupled peptide receptor activity. Gene Ontology annotation, biological process: G protein-coupled receptor signaling pathway. NCBI's taxonomy places the organism in Eukaryota, Metazoa, Chordata, Mammalia, Diprotodontia, Vombatidae. Gene Ontology annotation, cellular component: plasma membrane.
AUGGGUGGCCCCUGGAACAGCAGCUGCGAUAGCACCGAUGGCGCAGCCCCGGAGACCCAGCAGGGGUCCUUGCCCCGUUGCGACGAGAGCCGCUGCUCUCCCUUCCCCCUGAGUGCUCUGGUGCCCGUGACGGUCGUGUGCCUGGGCUUGUUUGCCGUCGGGGUGAGCGGCAACGUGGUGACUGUGCUGCUGAUCCGGCGCUACCGGGACAUGCGAACCACCACCAACCUGUACCUGGGCAGCAUGGCCGUGUCCGACCUGCUCAUCCUGCUCGGCCUCCCCUUCGACCUGUACCGCCUGUGGCGCUCCCGCCCGUGGGUCUUCGGGCAGCUGCUGUGCCGCCUCUCGCACUACCUAAGCGAGGGCUGCACCUACGCCAGCCUGCUGCACAUCACGGCGCUGAGCGUGGAGCGCUACCUGGCCAUCUGCUACCCACUGCGCGCCCGGGUGCUCAUCACCCGCCGCCGCGUGCGAGCGCUCAUUGCUGUGCUCUGGGCCGUAGCGCUGCUCUCUGCCGGCCCCUUCUUCUUUCUAGUGGGCGUCGAGCAGGACCCAGCCCCCGACCGAGCGAAGGGCGGGACACUGGCUGCCAAUAGCACUUGGCCGGCAGCCCCUCCCUCCUUGCCCUCGGAGACCACCCGGCCCUCCGCCGGGACGCCCUCCCAGGACGCUCCAUCGGGGAGCGCGGCGGCGGCAGUGAUGUUCAGUCGGGAGUGCCGGCCAAGCCGGGAGCAUCUGGACGUCCUGCGCGUCAUGCUCUGGGUCACCACCGCCUACUUCUUCUUGCCCAUGCUCUGCCUCAGUGUCCUCUACGGACUGAUCGGGCGGGCGCUGUGGAGGAGCAGGGCUCCGCUGCAGGGGCAGGCAGUCACGGGCCGGGAGAAGGACCAUCGGCAGACCGUGAGGGUCCUGGUGGUGGUGGUUCUGGCAUUUAUAGUUUGCUGGUUGCCCUUUCAUGUUGGCAGGAUCAUUUACAUCAACACCAAAGAUUCCAGGACAAUGCACUUCUCCCAGUACUUCAAUAUUGUGGCUCUGCAGCUCUUCUACCUGAGUGCAUCCAUCAACCCUGUCCUCUACAAUCUCAUUUCAAAAAAGUACAGAGCAGCUGCCUACAAGCUCCUGCUUGCAAGGCAAUCUGGAGGAAAAGGUUCUGGAACCAGGGACGUGGGAGGGGAAACUGGAGAAGAGACUGGAACAGAAACAGCAGGCUACCCUGAGAGCAGUGCUAGCAUAAAAAAAAAAAGAUACCAGGAGUGCAGUCACCAGAAAGCCCAAGGAUGGCCUCUCUGCUCUCAAUAG